CUCUCGCGUCAGGGCGCCUGGGGUGGAGUUGGCCCCUCAUUGCUGCGCCUGCGCGUUUCGGGAAGACGCGGCGUAGAGACGCGAUUCGGCCUAGGGCUUCGGGAGCGAUUUGUGUCUGGGGCGAGCGGCGCGGCGAGCGGGGUCCCGCUCCGGGGAGAACAUGGAUUCCCAAAAGGAUGUUCAGCCUCCAAAGCAGCAGCCAAUGAUUUACAUUUGUGGAGAAUGUCACACAGAAAAUGAAAUAAAAGCAAGAGAUCCUAUAAGGUGUCGAGAAUGUGGGUACAGAAUAAUGUACAAAAAAAGAACAAAAAGAUUGGUUGUAUUUGAUGCUCGGUAACGUGGACUCAAGAUGUAGCUGUUAUGACCUGGUUCAUCUCAGUAUUUUGAUAACUUCGGUUUGCAUACAUAUCUGUUGUGUACAAAUACAUACAUUUUCAUUCUGAUCAGUUGUAAAUUAUUCAAGUAGUUAAAUAAAGAUUUUAAUAUCGAA
Messenger RNA from Pelodiscus sinensis (Chinese soft-shelled turtle), 490 nucleotides. It is a transcript of the gene POLR2K, whose product is annotated as RNA polymerase II, I and III subunit K. Gene Ontology annotation, biological process: DNA-templated transcription. The record is from RefSeq and is a predicted model, not a curated record. Lineage: Eukaryota; Metazoa; Chordata; Testudines; Trionychidae. Gene Ontology annotation, molecular function: DNA binding; zinc ion binding. Gene Ontology annotation, cellular component: RNA polymerase III complex; RNA polymerase I complex; RNA polymerase II, core complex.